This is a messenger RNA of Dalotia coriaria, 3555 nucleotides long. RefSeq names its product phosphatidylinositol phosphatase PTPRQ-like. Gene Ontology annotation, molecular function: protein binding. The record is from RefSeq and is a predicted model, not a curated record. NCBI's taxonomy places the organism in Eukaryota, Metazoa, Arthropoda, Insecta, Coleoptera, Staphylinidae. The transcript is spliced from 5 exons. The coding region runs from base 710 to 3040 and encodes 776 amino acids.
UUUUGGUGUGUCGUCGUCGUGUAAUCCGGACACAACACGUUGACGAAUUAAUAUAUCGAGAAUUAAUCGAAAAAACAAUUUGAAAAGUUGAAAUUUUCAUGCAAAUUUCGCGUCGUGUCUGGAUGUAGUGUCGAGUGCUGGUGAUUGUGAUAUCAUAUCGCCGCGAAUUAAACAUAACAACAUUGUGAUUCGUGCAUUCAAAUGGGUUUUGGUUCAAAGACGAAACAAUGUUGACGCGGAUUAAAUUGUUUAUGCUUUUUGCAUGUGUCUUCAUGAUUCAAACGAUUUAUUCGAAGCAAACAAUUGAAUCGACUGAAGUUGCUAAAAUUGCUGAAUCGAGCACAAUUACUAAAACAACGGAAUGGGAAACAUGUAAGUGGCCUCAAUUUUAUCUAAAAUUGUUUUAAAUACAUGUUCAGCCACAACUGAAAACACUACAACGGAUAGUGAUUCAGAAGAUAAAUCUACUUUAAACUCUUCAAGAUAUUCAUCAAAAGAUGGUUUAAAUUCAAGCCCAAGUAUUGAAGAAGUUGAAGAUAAUAACUUGUCAGAAGAUGAAGAAAACAACUAUAAGACUUCCUGCGACAAAUGCAAACAAAACCCUGAAAUUCUUGGAUUAAAACAUCAAAUUAUAAUUGGCACAAUUAAAAUUCAAUGGGAUCCAAUUAAAGAAACUGAAUUAAAUUGUCAAUACAAAUAUACAUCAAAAAUGAACAAAUUUAAUGAUGAUCUUGACUUCACACGUUUUGCAAACACAACUGGUGUUGAUAUACCUAUCAAAGAUCUCUGUGGUAUACACACAGUAAAUAUAUUAGCAAGCAAUAUCUGCGGCAAUGAAGUGAAUCAAACCAUUUCCAUUGUUAUUCCAGCCAAGUCUUUUGAAAUUUCAAUGGAGAAAAUUAAGAGUAACAAGGCACAGAUUAAAAUAACUACCAAUUGCCAUAGCAACUUCAGUAGUUUGCAAAUAAGUUGUGACUCUGGUUAUAAUAAAACUUUUACUAAUGUACAAGACACUGAUGCUAAAACACUUGCUGGAUUGGAAGCUUUUACAAGCUACUCUUGCCAAGGAGAGUUGUUUAAAGACAAUAAUUCAGUGGGGAAUACAAGUUUUACUUUUCAAACUCAACAAAGUGUUUCUAAUAUAACGGAUUCGAGUUUUGAAAUAAAUUGGGAAAGUCCAAAAAAUGUUCGCGGUAUUCUCACAAAUUAUACUAUAACUUUGGAAGAUCGUCCUUUGUAUGAUUCACCAGUAUUUUAUCAAGAUCUUUAUAAAAAUAUCAAAAUUGUUUUUCAAAAUUUGCCUGGAAAUUACGAGUUUAACAUUACUAUCAAAGCGAUAACAAGUAAAUUUGGUCCGUUGGAAUCAAUAACUAAUAAAACAUCUACACCAUCUCCUGGGAAAGUGGAAAAUUUAAAUAAAUUCAUAGAUGCUUCAAAAAUAAAUCAACCAAAAGCCCAAAUAAGUUGGAGUUAUCCUUGUGCAACUUACACAUCCGGGGAUAGAGUUGUAUUCAGCAUACAUAUUGCUGAAAAUUCAAAAACAACAAAAAGAAUUAAUGAAACAAUGAACAUUGAUAAACCACAACAAAAUUUUACAUUAGAUCUGGAAUUGAAGCCAUCUACCAAUUACACUAUAAUGGUUUACACAAUUAAUUUAGAUACAAGUCAAAUAAGCACAGCUAACAGUUUACAAUUUGAAUCACCCAAAGGAGUGACUAGUCCGCCAUUAUUAUUAUCUUCUGAGAUUGACUCUUUUAAAAUUGACCUGUACUGGGAAAAACCUACAUAUAUUUUUGGAAAUUUGGUUUCUUAUUACGUAAAUAUCACUUCCUUGGGUCCUCUGCACAAACUUGGCUGUGAUGAACAAGACAAUACAUUACUGUUGGAAACAAAUAGCACCCACAUUAGUCCAACUGUCAAACCAAAUCAUAAAUACUUUCUUGAAGUUACUACUAUUACCUCUCGAAUGGUUGGAAAAACACUUAAAUAUGAAUUUGGUACAAAACCAUUCCAAAGUGAACCAGUUUUGAAUCUGAUAUGUAGUGCUACUGAAAUUUCAUCAAAUGGCUCAGCUGGUUUGAGCAUACAAUUUGAACCACCUUGUGAUACAAACGGUGUAUUUGAUUAUUAUAGCAUCACUGUCUUUGAUGAACAAGGUAGUAAAGUCUUAGAACAUCAAGAUAAUUCCACAUUUUUUGAAAUAUCAGACAUGAAAUAUGAAUCAACCUACAGAGUAGAUGUUAAUGUUGUAACUAAAGGGGAUUGGAAAAGUAGAGACGAAUUUUGUGAUGUUAAAACAAAGUCGGAUAAACCAAAUCCGCCAAACUUGAACAAAAGUGAAGUCAUUGCACAUAUCUAUGAUAAACAAGUAGAGGUCAUGUUGAGAGAUGAUUAUUUUGACAACAGUCAUGGUGAAGUAAAGUUCUUUGCAUUACUGGUUGGCUUAGCAACAAAGUGGGAGACAAAGAAUAAUUUAGAUAGUGGUUACUGGGAUGGUAUCAAGUGGCCUAAUGAUGAGUUCUGGAAUGAAGAGGGUUUGCCUUAUCAAGCAACACCUGCUAAAUGGCAACCACUUAAAGGAACUAUUCAAAAAUUCUUUUUUAAACUUGGAACUCAAAAUUGUACUGGUAAAAAUAAUGAGUUCUGCAAUGGACCGCUAAAACCCAACACCGAAUAUGUCUUAGCCAUCCGUGGAUAUACCACCAAUGGGUAUCAAAUUAGUAAUAAGCUACGAUUUGUCACCCAAGACUUGGAAAAGACUCAGAAUGUUGUUAUGAUUAUUAGUAUAGUAGCAGGAGUAUUACUAAUAAUAAUUAUAUCAAGUUUAGCCUGUGUUUAUUGGAAACGUAGACCUAACAAACGAAUAAAUCUUAAAGAAGCAAAUCAAAUAGUUCACAAUCAGGAAAAUGAGUUCAUUCCACCUGGUUCAGUGAAAAUUGAGGAAUUAGACGAAGAAUAUGAAAGUCUUCAAAAUAUCCCAUACUCCAAACCAAGUCUAUACCAUACCUUACCUUUCCUUCCACCGCCCUCCCAAAAGUAAAUCCAAACCAAGCCAUUUCCCAUUUCCUUACAUUACCUUACCUUGCCCACCGCCCACUUAAAAGAUCCCCCGUGGCGCCUUCGCAUUUGUGCGCCAAAAGUUACUUACAAAAGUUACGUAUUUCUUCGUUGUGUCGCGCGCACACACACGUUGAAAGCUCAAUGUUGAAUUUAUUACAAUUCCAGUCUGCAGGGUAGUAUUUUGUUGUAUUUUGGUAAGCCUACUUUGACCGCGGCUCUUGCUAAGCGCCCUGCCUGUUGGAGACGCUAAAUUUUUCUUAUUAGGAAUCAUCGGACUUAUCCUGUAUUCUACACUUAUAGUUUCGUUCAUAGUCGUGUGCAACGAAGAAGCACGUUUGUGCUCCGAGUUUUGAACGUGCGCCUGCGCAUUGCAAAUGUGGUUAAUCCUAUUACUAAAUUUGUAUAUUUAUAAAUAGUUUAAUAUUGUAUGAUUUAUUUUUUAUUUCACGGUGGAGUUUCUUCACGUAAUAAAGUAAAAAUAAGUAAAGAAUAAAA